Molecule: messenger RNA, 2156 nt
Organism: Trichophyton rubrum CBS 118892
Lineage: Eukaryota; Fungi; Ascomycota; Eurotiomycetes; Onygenales; Arthrodermataceae
Exons: 2
Coding region: 683-1555 (290 amino acids)
Source: RefSeq, a predicted model, not a curated record
CCCGCCAUGAUGGUCGUUCCUUUUCCACUUUGAUUGUUCUAGAGUCAGUCCCUGGAUCUAUUCUGCUCUGCCACUAGGCAUACAUCCUUCUGAGAUAUAUAUACCUGCGAAGAAUAUACGUCUUGAUAUUCUCCCUACUUCUCCUCCAAAGACAAAGAAGACACUGAAGAAAGACGGUGUCUGGUGCUACCAACAGAAAGGCCGGCCUGAUGCAGCAGUGGGUGUACUAUGUCUCACCGGAGGUCAAUGCGAUUUCGCAGUAUCCAACCAUCCUCGCGGUAUGCAUUUCUCUCACCUUUGUCAUGACCGUGGUGGUCUGUCUCCGGAUCUGGGUUCGUGCUGUGUGGAAGAAGAGCUUUGGCGUUGAUGAUGCUGUCAUUGUGUCCUCGGCGGUAUGUAUCUAUAUAACUAUGCAGCUAUAUGUAUAGUUAUACAGAUAUUCCCCCUCCAUUUAUCUUACCCUUGCUGAUAUCGAGUCCUUUAGGUAUGCGGGAUCAUCUACAGUGCGUUGUGCAUAACUCAGUCCCGGCUAGGUCUCGGUCUUCCUCUCAAACUACGUCCAAAGGCGAGUCUGAAUACAUAUGCUACCGUAAGUAAUGAUAUUUACCACAUGAGAUGACUAUAAGCAUCCACAACUGAUUGUUUGCUCAUGUAGGUCAACUUCGCUGGCCGCCCGUUCUACAUGGCUGGCAUCACCGGCUUCAAAGUGGCCCUGUGUAUCGCAUAUCUACGCAUCAUCCGCCAUAGUUCAGAAAAGUCCUACCGCCACGUCGUUUGGGGCAUUAUGAUAUUCACCGUCUUAUCCCAUGUUGCCGGGACUCUCGUUCUCUUCUUCCAGUGCUCACCCGUGCACAAGUCAUGGCGGCCAUUGACACCGGGAAAGUGUCUGCCAAAUCCUGCUGUCUUCUACCCUCUUGCGGGAGUAUCAAUCUUCUGUGAUUUGAUUGUCUUCCUUACCCCCAUCCCGCUAUGGCUGAAAGUACGCAUCAGCACGCCGCGUAAACUGGGGCUGAUGGCCGUCUUCCUGCUUGGCCUGUUCACCACAGCCUGCUCGAUUAUGCGAGUGGUACAGAUUGAGAUAAUCGCAAAGGACGGAAACUCUACCAUGCUUAUCCUCUGGGGAACCAUCGAGCUGAACGUCGGAAUCGCCAUAACCUGUCUGCCCACUCUCAUACCACUAAUCACCUUCAUGCGAGGCCGAUCAUCCAAGAGCGGUCCCAUGCAGUAUCCUCACAGUACCUCCGACGGCCGCAGCGCCGGCACUUCAGUCAAGCUCAAAUCCGUCGGCCUGCACUCAUCGACCAUGCGAUCCCAAACCAUCCCGACUGGCAACAACACUCUAGUCAAGUCGGGCAGUUUCAGCUCUCUAGAGGCGAUUCUCCCGGUGGACAGCCAAGGGCGGCCCAUCCAGCGAGAAGACAUGGAAUCCUGCAACGGAAACGGAUCACAGAGCCAUGUACACCUCUCCAAUCCUGGCCAUAUAACGAAGACUGUCCAGGUGGAGAUCACCCGGACGGACAACCGGCCGGGCCCUGAACAAAGUUGGCUUCAUUGAGCUUGUUUAAGCUUGCUCUUCUGUCUCCAUGCUUCAUUUUCGCGAAUAGGGAGAAAAAAUGGGUAUCUUUAAAAGGUGUUCGGGCCUUGGUUUCUAGAACGUUUUAUUAUGUCCGGUCAUGGCAGCAAUGUCCUUCUCUUUCUCACGAUAUUAGUACUUUCAUACACGUUUUUAUACCUCGAUAUACCCUGUAUAUACUAUUGUUUUCUCUCUCUUGCUGUUCAAUCACGAGCGCUACCAAAAGUGCAACCAUCUGGGUCACUAUUUUAGUUUUCUUCUCGUCAAAGAACUCCGUGGUUAACUACGUGGUAGUUAGUUGACUAGUUUGUUACUUAAUAGACACCAACCCCUAAACGAAAUAUCUGUGACUCAAAAUCAUCUCACCAUCUCCACCAGCUAAACAACCAGCUACUAAGACAAACAAGAAGAAAGGUCGUAUUAAUAGCAUUCUCUGCAAUGCUGUAUCUAGCCAUGGUCGCAAAUUCACUCUGUGCUUCUUACGAGGUGCAGCAAGAUGGCCGUGUCAAAGACAAGGCACAGCAUAUAUACCCAGCUCGCAGGGAGCACGAAGACCGCCAUAGAAAAUGAAAAAUAUCGAACG